AGGACGAUUUCGUGCUGCGCCGGUUCCUGUGUGCUCGGGACUACAACAUUGGCAAGGCGUCGACGAUGCUCCUCCAGUACCUCGCCUGGAAGCGUGUCACCAAGCCCCAUGGCUCCAUCUCCGGCGAGGAGGUGCGCGACGAGAUCGUAAAGAAGAGGGUCGACAUGCAGGGCUUCGAUCGUCUUGGUCGCCCCAUGGCAUAUAUCUAUGGCGCACGCCACUUUCCCGCCCGGCGAGACCUUGACGGAUUCAAGCGCUAUGUAGCCUAUGUCCUCGACAAAAUAUGCACCAGGUUGCCGGUGGGGCAGGAGAAGUUUGCGGCAGUGAUAGACUUGAGAGGGUGGGGGUAUGCAAACUACGACAUCCGAGGCUAUGUGGCAGCGCUCGACAUCAUGCAGAGCUAUUACCCUGAGCGAUUGGGGCGUGUGUUCCUGAUCAAUGUGCCCUACAUGUUCAUGGCUGCAUGGAAGAUGGUUUACCCCUUCAUCGAUGACAAGACAAAAAAGAAGUUUGUGUUUGUCGUUGAUAGGGACCUCGAUGCCACUCUUCGGGACGCCAUUGACGACUCCCAACUACCUGAGGAAUACGGUGGCAAGCUCAAGCUAUAGGGCCACAGUAGUUCAAUGUCGUGCAAGUCCAUCUGACUAUCGAACAAUUAACAUAUGCAAUUAAGGGUGCCCCGAAAU
Messenger RNA from Triticum dicoccoides, 686 nucleotides. Its product is annotated as phosphatidylinositol transfer protein PDR17-like. The transcript has 2 exons. The record is from RefSeq and is a predicted model, not a curated record. NCBI's taxonomy places the organism in Eukaryota, Viridiplantae, Streptophyta, Magnoliopsida, Poales, Poaceae. Bases 66 to 608 code for a protein of 180 amino acids.